Sphenostylis stenocarpa is the source of this 495-nucleotide messenger RNA. The record is from the annotation of a GenBank genome assembly. NCBI's taxonomy places the organism in Eukaryota, Viridiplantae, Streptophyta, Magnoliopsida, Fabales, Fabaceae.
AUGGCAAAGGCACGCAUUGUUGGAGUAGCCAUGGACUUCUCUCCCACCAGCAAAUUAGCCCUUCGUUGGGCCGUUGAUAAUCUCAUAAACAGGGGUGAUCAAAUCAUCUUGAUCAAUGUUCAGCCUCCCCAAGCUCCUCACACCCGAAAGGAACUUUUUGAGGACACUGGUUCACCUUUGGUGCCUUUGGAGGAACUGAGGGAGUUGAAUUUUACAAAGCAAUAUGGGAUUGCUAGGGAUCCUGAGGUCAUAGAUAUCCUUGACACUGCCUCCAAGACUAAAGGGGCAAAGGCAGUGGCAAAGGUGUAUUGGGGAGAUCCAAGGGAGAAGCUGUGUAAUGCUGUGGAAGAUCUUCACCUAGACUCUUUGGUUCUUGGAAGCAGGGGUUUAGGUCCCAUUAAAAGGGUUUUGUUGGGCAGUGUAAGCAAGCACGUGAUGACAAAUGCCUCUUGCCCCGUCACAGUGGUUAAGGGAAAAAAACCUUCCAGUUCCUGA